GGUGAAGAUCCACCCCCUGGGGGGGCGGAGCUGAGCUCUCCGCAGAUCAGUGCCAAGGGAAGUGUCUGAACUGGAAGCAGGCUGCGAAUUUUGCCGCAUGUUCUUGCCCGUUCUUCUUGAAAUCCUGCCAGGAGGAUCGUCAUGUGGUUUACGAGUGAGCCUCAUGUUCUCCCUACUCUCUGCACCCGUGGGAUUUCCUCGACUUGUAGAGCUCCUCUGGAAGAGAAUUUGAAGAUGAGCCCUGUGUUUGGAUGAGGUAAAUGGAAGAUCAGGAGCCAGGUUCAUUCCAAACGCGCAAAGCACACAGGAUAGAACAAAUGGUUGCAAGAUGGCUCCGGCGAUCUCGGGAUAAUUCACCCCGGGGGAGAAUUUCAGUAGGCGAUGGCCCCCCCGGAGGCCUCUCUCAAGCUUUGACCUCCGUGAAGCUCACAGUUAAGAUAUACAAAGAUGUGCUUCUCAGCGACUUUGGAUUUCAUAUUUCACAGAGCCUUCCGCUCACUGUGACAUCGGUCAUUGCAGGAGGUACAGCUGAUGGGAAGCUUCUUCCAGGUGAUCAAAUCCUUAAGAUGAACAAUGCAUCCGUGGAAGACCUCUCCUGUGAACAAGCAGCCGAUAUUUUAAGGGAAUCUGAAGAAUCUCUCUUGAUCACUCUUCUUCGAUGCCCUUCGGGGGUUCCUAAAUCCUCUUUUCUAACAGAAGAGAAAAGAGCCAGGCUAAAGAUCAAUCCCGUUAAGGUGCAUUUUGCCGAAGAGGUGCUCGUGAAUGGACAUUCUCAGGGUAAUUCCCUUCUGUGUAUGCCCAAUGUUCUCAAGGUGUACUUGGAAAAUGGACAGACCAAAGCUUUCAAAUUUGAGAAGAACACUUCUGUGAAGGACAUCAUCCUCACUUUAAAAGAGAAGCUUUCCAUCCACAGCAUUGAAUAUUUUGCCCUUGUCCUGGAGGAGCAGUAUAAUAUCUCCAAGUUACACCUUCUCCAUGAAGAUGAACUGAUUGAGCAGGUGGUACAAAAGAAAGAGUCCUAUGACUAUCGGUGCCUCUUCAGAGUGUGUUUUGUCCCCAAGGAUCCACUGGAUCUCCUGCAAGACGAUCCGGUCGCCUUUGAGUACCUUUAUCUGCAGAGCUGCAGUGAUGUCCUUCAAGAAAGAUUUGCCGUUGAAAUGAAAUGCAGUUCCGCUCUGCGUCUAGCGGCGUUGCACAUUCAAGAGCGGAUUUAUGCCUGUGCCCAGCCACAGAAGAUAUCUUUAAAAUACAUAGAAAAGGACUGGGGAAUAGAAAACUUUAUCUCUCCAACUUUACUCCGAAAUAUGAGAGGCAAAGACAUCAAAAAAGCUAUUAGCUUCCAUAUGAAGAGGAACCAAAGCUUGCUGGAGCCAAGACAGAAGCAACUUAUAUCUGCUGCACAACUGCGUUUAAAUUAUCUACAAAUCCUUGGAGAACUCAAAACAUACGGUGGGAAGAUCUUUAAUGCCACUUUAAUGUUACAGGACAGAGAAUCAUACAUUGCCCUUCUGGUUGGAGCCAAGUAUGGGAUCAGCCAGAUUAUUAACAGUAAACUCAACAUUAUGUCAACAUUGGCCGAAUUUGCGAAUAUCAGCAAAAUAGACCUGACGGAAGAGUCUGAAAAAGUGAGCAUGGUGAAAGUUUACCUUCAGGAUGUCAAGCUCCUGACUCUGCUGCUGGAAUCCAACAGUGCAAAAGACCUCGCCUGCCUUAUCGCUGGUUACUACAGGUUGUUUGUACACUCAGCUGCCUCCAUAUUCAUCUGGCCUGGGAAAAAGCAACAGACCCAUCGCAUUUCUGCUGAAGAAGGUUAUGAAUCGAGAACCUGUAGUGACUCGGAAGAAUCAUCUGAAGUGGAUUCCUCACUAGAGAUCCUUUCGGAUGGCCACCUGGCAAAGUUCGGCCGCGUAAAAUCUCCCAGCAAAGAAGACAAAGGGUGUGAGGUGCUCAGGGGGCAGAGUGAAGACAGUUCCCAGUCGAAGGAGGAGAAGAGGGGCCUGAACAGUGAGACUAGCGCUGUGACUGACAGUGCGUCUGAGGCCUCUGACUCCGCAAACACGGAGAGCAGAGGGUGUAAGACCAGCGGUUCCAGUGAUUCGAUGGACGCUCUGGAAGAAGAUGACUUAGACGCCUGCUCCUCCAGCAGACCCGAGUUUUUCCGUUUCUACACGCCCACCUUUAAAGAAAGGCUCGAUCAAGACAGUCGCCUCCUUACCGCAGACGGUGGAGAAGAGAAGGAUAGAGUAGAGGCCGACGGUUUCCUUUGCCUCCUCGAGUUAGCCCAAGGAGCUAAUUCUGGGGCUCCGAAGACCGCACCUACCAGGUCUCCAAGCGAUCCAAAACACAGUUCGGAGAGAGAGCCGAAUGUGCUAACGCUAGACCCCAGAUUUUACGAUAACAGCAGGAUGGAGUACUACAGUCUGUGUUCCAGCGUCUCCCCCCCGAGCCUUCUGAGCCACAGUUCCGAGAGCAACUCUUCCAGGAACGUGUCUCCUAAAUCCGUUCAGGAGGAGACUGUGCGGAGGACAGAUCCAGGCCCAGUGGUGGACUCCCCUCUUUUAAAUCUGCCUGUUGGCUUUGAGGACACCAGCUCAGAUGAUGAAUUCUACGAUGCAGCCGACAAGCUUACGCCUCCUAAUGCCCUCUCAGAUCCUUACACUGUCUCUACUAAGGACCAGGAUGAUUUCUGCUUGAAGAAUAAGGCAAGAAGUCAUAAUGUAGGGGGAAGCCUGACUCCGAGACCAAAUAAAACGGAGUCUGACAGAAGAGAGGAGGUGAAGAAGUAUGCAAAAACCCUAAGAAAAAGAAGGUCAUUCUUACAAACCGACUACACAUCUCAGGUUACGUUUCCCUUGGCUCCAUCCUUCUCCCUGGAGAGCGUGGAUCACGUGUGUUGUUACGAAAGGGAGCCUUACCUGAGCUUCGUCUCUCACUCACCAACUGUUUCGUCUUUACAAGACACGCAGGCAGAGCCUGCUCUUCUGGAAACCAAGGCCCUUGCGUUUCUGACUCCGCUGAGAGAGGUCAAAAGUAAAACUCCUUCCUCCAGCUUAAUGGAAAUGGAGCCCGAAACCAUGGAAACCAAAUCAGUCACCGAUUCCAUCAUAUCUCCUAUUUCGGCCGUUCGCCUCAAGGUGGAUCCAGAAAGACGGGACGGUGCCGGCGUCCCCCCUGUGACGACCAACGGUGCUCGAAAUCACAUCCAUCCCCCUCUCUCGUCCCGUGCGUUCGGCCGGGACGCCCACCCGAGUCCUUCUGAGGCGUCCUUUCGGGUGCAGAGCGGCAAAGCCGGAGUUACCCAAGGACCGGCAGGAGGGACUCAGGACCGCUCGCCUAAUCUCCUUUUGAAAACCAGAGAGAGCUGGGUUUCGAGCGCAGGUAGGGUGGUGGUGACCCCAGGAGAUACGGUGGUGCUGACUACAGGUGACCGCCUUGAAAGUGGAUUCGGUCACGGAUCUGAAAUGCAGAGACAGGAAGCUGUCAGGAAAUACAUGGAGCCCGUGUCGUCCCCAGGGGGCCAGUCCGGGAGCGGAGGCCCGCCAGGUGUCACCCGUUCGGCAGAAGAGACGGCCUCUUCCGCCAAAGCAGUGGGCCCGAAGAAGCGCGUGCCACCUUCCUUUGUACGGGAAGACGUAGCACUCCCCACAGGUGUCACGAAGCCGAACGGCAAUGUUCUAUUUAAGGAAAUGGCCGGGAGUGACUCCUCCCAGAAUGAAGAGGAUAAGAAACGCUUGGGUUCGUCUAAGGUCACGGAGCUGCUUUUUGAUAGGAACGAUCCACCGUGGCCGGCGUUGGGCCCGAAGCCCGAGCGCGCCUCACCUCCUCAACAGACUGACCCCCAGGAAGAAGGCAGACAAGAAGCCCCCCGGAUUGCCAGCCCCCAAGUCAUUCAGGCCCCAGGGAAGGGGCCACUGACAGAGGGGCGCUUGGCCUCCGACCUCCUCAUUGGGGUGCAGGGCUUGCCAUCAGCUUUGCCGAUGCCCUUCCGGGAAGGGAGCUCUGUGGCAGAGCGGCCGUUCGACAGCGAGGGCAAGAGCCGGGGGGACCUUCGGAAAGCCGUUCCUCGGGUAGGCCCGAACCCUGGGCAGGCCCAGCCGAACCCCCCUCUGUGUAUCAUAGAAGAAACUUCCAGGCAGAUGAAAGGGCACGCCCUAAAGGAAUGGCACUGUUCGGAUUACUUUUCAACGGGAUGUGGCAAUACCUCAGAAACCAGAGAGGAGAACCUUACUCUCAUGUCACCUUCUUCAGACCAGUCACUCCUCGGUUCGGGCCCGGAAAACAGUCCUGGUGUUCCUGUGAAUCACAGGGCAGGGAGCUCUCUGGAUUUCUCAGAUAUGAAGGAAGCUAUCUUGCCGACAAUGGAGGUCGAAAAGUGUAGCUGUCAGUUAUCCUACGCCACCUGUUUCCGCAGCCCUGACGCCGAAGCGGAUGAUGAGAACGCUGAUUUGGGAGCGGGCGGCUCUCCGGCACCACUGACGACACCCCCGUCUUCAGGAAACCCCAUUCCUGUGGACCUGAAAUCCUCUGAGCUCACGAGGGUGCGAAACCCCAAACCCCACCUGAGCGAAAACUGCCCCUGGCCAGACUAUUACUCCAGGGCCCUGCAUCAGUUGAAAGUCAGACUCUGCAAGUACCCGGUUGGCUUCUGCCAGCUCUUAGAUAACACCGUCGAGCUACAGCGCCUGUUAGAGCAAUUUCGGGCGCCUGGGAAUAAACACUCCCAAGACGAGUGCGCGUGGCACUCUUCGGAAAACAGAAAUAACCUCUGUGUCGCGGCCCAGAAACUCAUGUCCAGCUGCCAGCACGUGAUUAAGAUCGACCAGUCCCCGGAAGAAACGCGACGCGCUUUACAGGACACCUUCCGGAACCUCCUCCAGCUGACGGGGGUGUACUUCCAGUUUACGGACUGUGGAAACUGUGCGGAGAGGCACGGGGACGUGACCGGGCACCUGAAGGAGGUCAUCUGCACCUACUCUCAGUUCGUGCAGGCUGCAAAACUGACAUGCGAGAGAGGCUAUCGGGAUCUGAGCGCGAAACUCUUAGCCCGCCAGUGCACGGCACUCACGGCCGCCGUGUUCUGCUUGACCCAGCGGUUUCAGGGGUCCGCAGCUCUGUGAAGCCCCUUCGGCAGUUCCAGUGAAGCUUUCCUGUCCUCUGAAACGGACGUUUCCCUGAGAAGAGCGUCCCCCGCCCUCCC
This is a messenger RNA of Ornithorhynchus anatinus (platypus), 5197 nucleotides long. It is a transcript of the gene FRMPD1, whose product is annotated as FERM and PDZ domain containing 1. The transcript has 17 exons. Gene Ontology annotation, molecular function: protein binding. The record is from RefSeq and is a predicted model, not a curated record. Gene Ontology annotation, cellular component: cytoskeleton. Lineage: Eukaryota; Metazoa; Chordata; Mammalia; Monotremata; Ornithorhynchidae. The coding region runs from base 261 to 5117 and encodes 1618 amino acids.